AUGGCCGCCGAGAAGACACUCCGCGAGUUCUCCGUGCCCGCUGUCACCAACAUGGCCACUGGCCCCGCUGUUGACACGGCUGGCAAGAACUUCGAGCUACACACCGGCCUGAUCACCAUGGUGCGGGCGAGCCCAUUCUGUGGCUUGCCAAGCGAGGAUGCAAAUGCACACCUUCAACACUUCCUGGAGCUAUGUGACACGAUUAUCAUCAAGGACAUUACUCUUGAUGUCAUUCGGCUCCGCCUCUUUCCUUUCUCCCUCGUGGGGAAGGCGAAGAGGUGGUUCUAUCAAGAUAAGGAAGCUGUCACCAUGUGGAGCUUCUACAAUGGGCUCACGCCCAUGUCGAAGGGACACCUAGACGCCGCCGCUGGAGGCGCGUUCCUAUCACUUACCACCGCCGGGGCCAAGGCCCUGAUCGAGAAGAUGGUAGAACACUAG
Sorghum bicolor (sorghum) is the source of this 438-nucleotide messenger RNA. RefSeq lists its product as uncharacterized. The transcript has 2 exons. NCBI's taxonomy places the organism in Eukaryota, Viridiplantae, Streptophyta, Magnoliopsida, Poales, Poaceae. The coding region runs from base 1 to 438 and encodes 145 amino acids. The record is from RefSeq and is a predicted model, not a curated record.